AUGGGAGAUGAUCCUGUCACUCGACCAACUGCAGCAGAAGCUCGUCAUGUUAUUGGUAGUAUUCGUGAGACAGACGAAUAUAAAGCAUGUCCUUCUAAGAGAAUGGCAAAGGGAAAGAUGGAUGGAAUAGCUGAUGUCACUCUUUGUGUCUAUUUGUCCAAAGAGAGAGUGUUUUCAGAGGACCGGUCAAUUUUUCAUGGUGCUGAGAUAAUACUAGCCAUCAAGUACCUUCACAAAAACAACAUUGUUUAUAGAGACUUGAAACUGAAGAAUGUGCUAUUAGACAGACAUGAACACAUCAAGCUUGCAGACUUUGGUCUUUGUAAAGAAGACAUCACGAAAGACACAACAACCAGCACCUUCUGUGGAACACCAGAAUAUCUAGCACCCGAGGUUUUAGAAGAAAGUGAUUACGGUCGAGCUUUUGACUGGUGGUGUGUGGGUGUGAUCAUGUAUGAGAUGAUUUGUGGUCGGCUGCCGUUUUAUAACAGAGACCACGAAGUGUUGUUUGAGCUCAUUCUGACUGAAGCAAUCAAGUUUCCUGAACGAGCGUCUUCUUUGUCAAGAUCUUUGCUAGCUGGACUGCUGGAGAAGGAUCCACGGAGAAGGCUAGAGAUGUAUUGGUCUUUGAAAGACUUCUAUUUACAGUCCAAUAUAGCAAGAGUCUUCACUUUGGUCAGAUUUGAAAAAAUCUUACGGUUUCUUCACGUGUCGAACCCCAAUACCGAGAUAGCACCCGGUCAGGAGGGUUAUGACAAGCUUGUCAAGGUCCAUGUCCUCAUUGAUGCUUUGAAGAAGUCCUUUAAAGUGGAGUAG
Molecule: messenger RNA, 816 nt
Organism: Corticium candelabrum
Lineage: Eukaryota; Metazoa; Porifera; Homoscleromorpha; Homosclerophorida; Plakinidae
Product: RAC-beta serine/threonine-protein kinase A-like
Exons: 7
Coding region: 1-816 (271 amino acids)
Biological process (GO): protein phosphorylation
Cellular component (GO): cytoplasm; nucleus
Molecular function (GO): protein kinase activity; ATP binding
Source: RefSeq, a predicted model, not a curated record